Molecule: messenger RNA, 1125 nt
Organism: Exophiala bonariae
Lineage: Eukaryota; Fungi; Ascomycota; Eurotiomycetes; Chaetothyriales; Herpotrichiellaceae
Exons: 1
Coding region: 1-1125 (374 amino acids)
Cellular component (GO): cytoplasm
Molecular function (GO): alcohol dehydrogenase (NAD+) activity
Source: RefSeq, a predicted model, not a curated record
AUGGCAUCUGAGCAACUGCCUUCCACGAUGAAGGCGUUCGUACUGGAACAAUUUGGCCAGCCCUAUCAACUCCGCGAGGUUCCUCUGCCAGAAAUCGAGCACCAGGAUGAUAUUUUGAUUCGUGUCGAGGCCGGCUCGUAUUGCCAUACUGAUGCUGUGGUGGCCGCCGGCACCAUGCACCCCCCAUCAUUACCGCACAUUGGAUGCCACGAGUACGCCGGGACGGUUGUGGCACUCCCACAAGGAAAAUCGUCAAUCUAUGGGCUGAUCGUUGGAACCCAGGUGGCAGUCUCAGGGCGUGGCUAUCAUGUUUGCGAGAAGUGCCAGGAAUGUCGAAACCCUUCUGGUCCGGUUCCAGAUGAGCCAGGAUUUUCAGUAUACUGUCCUUGGACCCAUGGUGGUCUUGGCGUUCAUGGACCAGGAGGAUUUCGGGAAUACGCAGUAGUCGAUUCAAAACAAGUACUGCCGAUUCCGGGUUCAAUGACUGCUGUGGAGGUCGCACCAUUGAUGUGUGCUGGGCUUACGAUAUUUGCCGCCCUCAAGAAGUGCAAUCUUAAGCCUGGACAACGUGUUGGAUUCAUCGGCUGUGGAGGAGGGCUAGGACAUCUCGGUCUCCAGUUUGCAACUAAAAUGGGUUUGAAGGCCGUCGGUGUCGAUAGCUCUCCCGGAGCCUUGCAAUUUGCGCGGGACCUGGGGACUGGUGCAUAUAUUGUGAACGCGGCAGAAACAAAGGCCGAGGACGUUCGCCAACAGUUAGGCCAGGAGGACAAAGCUGAACAUAUCUCGGAAAUGGGCCUUGAUGCAGUCUUGAUUUUGACCGACAGUCAACAAUCAUUCACUUAUGGUGUAGAUCUGCUCCGCAACGGCGGACUGGCAAUUGUUGUAUCAUUUCCGCCAGAAGGAUUCCAAGUGUCAGCAGCGGAUUUGGUAUUCCGCAGGAUAAGGCUGGAGGGAACGCUAAUAGGUUCAAACAAAGCCAUGAAGGAAAUGCUGGAGUUUUGCGUGGAGCACGGUGUCAAGGCGCGGGUCAAGACUUACUCAUUCUUGCGGUUAAAUCAGCUUGUUGAGGCAUAUCACUCUGGAGUUUCUGGGAAGCUGGUAGUAGAUUUCCAGAAAAAUGAUUGA